AUGAAGAUCAAGGCUACGAAGGGCCCCAGGGGCGAGGAUUACGAGGCAGAUCCCCAGAUCGACGACGACCCAGAUCUGGUCUCGCCCGGCCCCAGGUCCUUCUCAUCCCCAGCCUCGGGGAAACGGCGGAUCCAGGAGGCGUUUGAUCUGGAAGCCCAAGAGUCGGCGCGCCGCGCGGCCGGCAAGGCCGCGGUGAAGAGGGCGCUCGCGGGCAACAUGGCGGCGGCGGGCGCGGACCCGUUUUCUCAGAUCGAUCGGGAGCCGUCCGAUACGGGGAUGCACAAGAAUGAGCCGGGCGCGGGGUGGCGGUUUCUGGUCAACAUGCUGAUCAUCUUCCCCUGGAGCAUGGUGCUGCUGCUGUCGUGGGCGGUCAACAAGUGGCAGCUGCUAUUCCGCCCCAUCGGGCAGCUCAUCUGGUGGAGUGUUGACCAGCUUGACCAGCGCGCCCCUGGCCUGGUGGAGUGGCUGCUGUGGCUGCAGGGCCUCAUCAGCCUGGCGCUCCACGUCAUCACCAUCGGCAUCAACCUCGGAGUGAUCUGGAUCAUGUGGUCCAACGGGGACCGUCUGGUGCCGAUCUGUGUGGUGACGUUCUACUCCUUUGCCCACUACGCCAUGCCGGACUGA
Messenger RNA from Monoraphidium neglectum, 624 nucleotides. RefSeq lists its product as hypothetical. The coding region runs from base 1 to 624 and encodes 207 amino acids. NCBI's taxonomy places the organism in Eukaryota, Viridiplantae, Chlorophyta, Chlorophyceae, Sphaeropleales, Selenastraceae. The record is from RefSeq and is a predicted model, not a curated record. The transcript has 6 exons.